Sus scrofa (pig) is the source of this 3353-nucleotide messenger RNA. The record is from RefSeq and is a predicted model, not a curated record. NCBI's taxonomy places the organism in Eukaryota, Metazoa, Chordata, Mammalia, Artiodactyla, Suidae.
GGACAGGGCGGCAGGCAACGUGCCCUGAUGUGUCCAGCACCCAGGCCCCCCGGCCACCGUCUGCCAGGGGUGUGAGGCCACGUGACUCCCCUGCGGACGGAGCGCAGUGGACGCAGCCCUGCCCUCCCGACUCUACCACCAGCAAGGCUUUGCUGCCGACCAGUGGCUCGAGGCCUCUUGCUGCGUCUCUGCUCUGAUUCAGUCCACAGAGGGGGUCCUCCGGUCCCUGGUUCGAAAGGCUGGGGUGAAGAAGACCCAGCCGGGGCAGCAGAGGGUCCCCGCCUGCCGUCUCAGGAUAGGAACCCACCCCCACGCCUGCAUCCCGGCUCAGGAAGAGCGCUCUUCAUCCGGACAGGUGGCCUCCGUCUGCGGCUGUGACCCCUCCAGGAGCUGAGGGGCAGCCCCCGGCCCGGCUCACAGGCGCAGCUGCGAGGGAGCUAGCCCUGCCGAGUCGGCUCCUCCGGGGAGGACCACCCCCCCCAGCCUCCACCUGCCACAGCUCGGCCAGCCCUGCCAGGAGAAAAGCCCCCCUCCCGGCCCCCCAGGGCCUCUCGGCCUCCUCUCUCUGCUCCCAGACCCUCUCCCGCAGCCAGCCUCCCAUGCCGAGGUCCGCCUUGUCUGUCAUUUCCUUUUGUCACCGGCUUGGCAAACAGGAGAGAAAACGUAGCUUCAUGGGCAAUAGCAGCAACAGUUGGUCCCACAGGCCAUUCCCCAAGUUGGAGCUGGGGCUGGGGUCCCGGCCCGCGGCACCCCGGGAGCUGCCCGCCUGCUCCAUCUGCCUGGAGAGGCUGCGCGAGCCCGUGUCGCUGGACUGCGGCCACGACUUCUGCCCGCGGUGCUUCAGCACCCACCGUGUGCCCGGCGGGCCACCCUGCUGCCCCGAGUGCAAGAAGACGUGCAAGCAGAGGAAGGGCCUCCGGGGCCUGGGGGAGAGGAUGAGGCUCCUGCCGCGGACGCCGCUGCCCGCUGCGCUGCAGGAGACCUGUGCUGUGAGGGCUGAGCCGCUGCUGCUGGUGCGCAUCAACGCCUCUGGGGGCCUCAUCCUGAGAAUGGGGGCCAUCAACCGCUGCCUGAAGCACCCCCUGGCCAGGGACACCCCGGUCUGCCUGCUGGCCGUCCUGGGGGAGCAGCACUCGGGAAAGAACUUCGUCCUCAACCACCUGCUCCGGGGCCUGCCUGGCCUGGAGUCCGGCGAGGGCGGCUGGCCGAGGGGAGGGGGCUCCCUGCAGGGCUUCAGAUGGGGGGCCACCAGCCUCUCCAGGGGCAUCUGGAUGUGGAGCCAGCCCUUCCUGCUGGGGAAGGAGGGGAAGAAGGUGGCCGUGUUCCUGGUGGACACGGGGGAUGCCAUGAGCCCCGAACUGAGCAGGGAAACACGGACCAGGCUGUGCGCGCUCACCUCCAUGCUGAGCUCCUACCAGAUCCUCGCCGCCUCCCAGGAGCUGAAGGACACGGACCUGGAGUAUCUGGAGAUGUUCGUCCGUGUGGCCGAGGUGAUGGGCCGACAUUAUGGGAUGGUGCCCAUCCAGCACCUGGACCUCUUAGUGCGCGACUCCUCCCACCCCGGCAAGGCAGGGCAGGGACACGUGGGUGACAUCAUCCAGAAAUCCUCCGGCAAGUACCCCAAAGUUCAGGAGCUGCUCCGAGGGCGGCGCGCCCGCUGUUACCUCCUUCCUGCCCCCGGGAGGCGGUGGGUGAGCAAAGGCCACGGAAGCCCCAGCGACACAGAGGACGACACGGGCCAUCUCCGCGCCUACGUGGCCGAUGUGCUGAGUGCGGCCCCCCAGCACGCCAAGAGCCGCUGCCAGGGCUACUGGAGCGAGGGGCGCCCCGUGGCCCGGGGGGACAGACGCCUGCUCACGGGGCAGCAGCUGGCUCAGGAAAUCAAGAACCUCUCGGGCUGGAUGGGCAGGACGGGGCCCGGGUGCGCCUCUCCGGACGAGAUGGCUGCUCAGCUGCACGACCUGCGGACCGUGGAAGCUGCUAAGAAGGAGUUCGAGGAGUACGUGCGGCAGCAGGACGUGGCCACCAAACGCAUAUUCUCUGCGCUCCGGGUGCUGCCAGACACCAUGCGGAACCUCCUGUCGGCCCAGAAGGACGCGCUCCUGGCCCAGCACGGGGCGGCCUUGCUGUGUGCGGGCCGGGAGCAGACCUUAGAGGCGCUGGAGGCCGAGCUGCAGGCCGAGGCCAAGGCCUUCAUGGACUCCUACACCGUGCGCUUCUGCGGCCACCUGGCCGCCGUGGGCGGCGCCGUGGGUGCGGGGCUCAUGGGCCUGGCCGGUGGCGUGGUGGGUGCGGGGAUGGCCGCAGCGGCGCUGGCCGCGGAGGCGGGGAUGGUGGCCGCUGGAGCUGCGGUGGGGGCCACGGGGGCGGCCGUGGUCGGGGGAGGCGUGGGUGCUGGGCUGGCGGCCACGGUGGGCUGCAUGGAGAAGGAGGAGGACGAGCGGGUGCAGGAGGGGGACCGGGAGCCCCUGCUCCAGGAGGAGUGACCGCCCGGGAGCUCCAGGGAGGGGAGGGGGGACGUGGCGGAGGGCCCCCCCCCGAGUGCCCCUCCUCCCUGGCUGAACGCCCCGUCCAGACAGACAGACAGGCGGCCCUGCGAACCUGUGGAGGCCUCGGGCCGGAGGCAGCGUUGGGGCUGGGACAGCGUCUGGAGGCUUUCUGUCGCAGACGACUGCUAACCUGCCACAGUUCCCAGAUGACCUGGGCCCUGGAGUCUCCCACCAGGAGCGUGGCCCCCUCCCCACCCUGGCUUUCUUCUGGGGUCAUAGGGGGCUGAGCGGGUGCCGUCCUGCAAGUGUCUCCUCUCACAGAUGGCAGCAGCCCUAGGAUGGGUGAGCUCAGGUUCAAGGCCAGGGGGCGCUGAGGAGGGGCUGGGGCCAAACCAAAGAGUCCGGCUGAGGUGGACAGGGGCCGAACCCCUAGAUCAGACUCUUUCCAAAGCAACCGCAGCGGGUCGGAGGGCCCCUCCUCCCCAGCCCCAGGGCGCCCGCACGUGCGCUGUGAACGGGUCCCUGUAUGUGGGCCUCGUGGCUGUGCCCUCUGUCCAGCCUGGUCGGCGCCCGUGUUCUUGGAGGAUGGCCGUCCCUGCAAUGGGUCACAUCCCAAAGACAAACGCCUGCCGUGGCACUCUGAGCUGCGCUGACAGCCCCGUAACAGGUCCUAUGGAAGUCCCGCAGGGCACAGCGGAGGGGACACGGUCGCGGAACACACCCCCUGAACCCUCUGUCCGCGUUGGCAGGAGACCUGGGUGCACCCCCCCAGCCAACCUGAGCAGGACAGGGAAGUCCCACGGGGAGGACUUCUAGGCUAUUAAGCAGCAAAGGGCGCAUUAAAUGAAAAAUAAAAUGUGUGUG